Molecule: messenger RNA, 2037 nt
Organism: Fraxinus pennsylvanica
Lineage: Eukaryota; Viridiplantae; Streptophyta; Magnoliopsida; Lamiales; Oleaceae
Source: the annotation of a GenBank genome assembly
AUGCAAAAUUUGACUCCAAAGAUUGUUAUUUUAACCUUUAUGGUGCUUGUCUCUUUUAUCAGCUCAGUUCAUGGCCGAAUUCUUAAAAUCAAUGCCUCCACUGAUUUAAUCUCUGAUGGAAUUGAUCAUGUUGACUGUGAAUCUCCAGCUCUUACUACAAAUGGUUAUCUCCUAUCUGCGAGCACAUGCCAGCACACAUAUGGCUUCUUACCAUGUGCAGAAAAUACUGGAGGUUACAUUUUUCAAAUAUUUAUCUAUCAGGGUCUACUGAUAUUUGGAGAAAAGCUUCUGAGCGAGGGGAGCAAGGUGCUCUUUAAUAUAUUCAGCAAUAGCAAAAUUGUUGGUAUUAUUUUCCGAAUCCUCACGGGGUUACCAGCUAUGCUGAUGGUGAUAUUAUCUGGAGUUUUCGGUAGCAAAGAGAAUGCUCAGUCUCAAGUCUCGCUUGGUGUGGGUAUUUAUGCUGGAAUCACUGUCUUUACUCUCACUUUGCAGUGGGGUACAUGUCUGAUUGUUGGCGGGAGAAAAUUGCGACAUGAUUCAACGCCUCAGAAUUCAGAGUCCCCUGUUUCAUGCUGCUAUCGAGUAAAAAAAGAACUCAUUGAAUUGAAGGAUACCGGUAUUACGAUUGAUGAAAAAACUCGUCAUACAGCGGGGAUUAUGCUUCUGUCUUUGAUUCCUUACGUUAUUGUGCAGCUAGCAGAUAUCUUCAACACAUCCCACAUAGUGAUUUUGAUUGCUCUCAUAGUGUCUGCUGCAUCUUUAGUUUCAUAUUUCAUCUAUCAGAAUUUGAAUCCUUGGAUACAGCAAAGAAGUUUAGACUACUCGAAGUAUGAAAUUUUGCGAACAGGGUUUUUGGAGCAUAUGGAACGGCUAGGAAAACUCGUUAAUGAAGAUGGGAAACUUAACAUUCCUGUCAUCAAAAAAUUAUUUGCUGAAACAGACAGAGAUAAUGACCAAUCUAUAACCAGGCGAGAGUUAGAAAAGCUGACGGUUGAUGUCGCGAAGACAGGGAGGUUGGAUGUUAACAAACAUUUAGCUGUUUCUGAAGUAAUGAAAUCGUUUGAUUUUAACAAGGACGAGAAAAUCAAUGUUCAUGAAUUCAUCGAGGGUUGCAAAAAAUGGAUAGAUGAAACAAACUCAUCUUCCUCUUCAACAAAUCUUUUCGAUGAGGACUUUCAACGGUUUAAUAAGAUAAAUGAAAAUAAACCCCAGGAGAUUGAUCUGAUUAUAUCGAGAAUUCUAAAGCAUGCUGAAAAUCAAGUACUUAAAGCAGAAUCGCUGAUCACUGAAGAUGGAGAACCAAACAUUGAGAGCAUUAAGAAUCUCUUCAGAAAAUUCGACAGUGACAAUAACAACGAGAUAUCAAAAACUGAGCUGGAGCAACUAAUUCGUACAAUCAAAUUUGAUGGAUUUGCACUGAAUUAUGAGCACAUUAUAAAGGAAUUGUUUAAAGAUUUUGAUAAAGAUGAUAACCAUAAGAUUGAUGAAUCAGAAUUUGUUGAUGGAUUAAAGAAAUGGGUUGAUAAAGCUAUUGAUGCUACUGAUUGUUUGGACAAGACAAGUAGUAUUGAUGAAUUCGACAGGAUUUUAUGGGAAAAAGUCAUUUAUCAAGACUCUUUCGUGUGGGCUUGUGUAAAAUGUGUAUUUAGAAUAGUGUUGGGUAUUGUUAUACUGACCUUCCUUGGAGGACCUCUCACAACUAGCAUCCUACAGUUAUCAUAUGCUAUUAGGGUGCCUUCUUACUCCAUCUCCUUCGUGAUAGUGCCAUUGGCCAUGAAUACAAGAACCUUAAUAGAAGCUAUAUUUCCUGCCAGUAAAAAGAGUGAAAGAACUGCAUCUUUAACAUUCUCCGAGAUUUAUGGUGUAGUUGUAAUGAACAACAUCUCGGGUUUGACUACACUGUUGGCAGUUGUAUAUGCAAAGGACUUGCCAUGGGAUUAUUCUGCUGAAGUGCUAACAGUUUUGGUGGUCUGUGCCGUAGUAGGGAUUUUGGGAUACUCAAUUUCGAUUCUCUCUGGUGGGUUUUGUCAAUGUUGA